Molecule: messenger RNA, 1953 nt
Organism: Punica granatum (pomegranate)
Lineage: Eukaryota; Viridiplantae; Streptophyta; Magnoliopsida; Myrtales; Lythraceae
Source: RefSeq, a predicted model, not a curated record
GUCAAUGAAGAAGCUAAUUGCUGUAACCGUCACACAAAGGUGAUCGGAGAUUCAUAGUUAAGGGAGAGCUCUCUCGCUCUCCCCCUCUCCUCCCUGAACCUGUGAGUUCAGUAUGAGAGGAAGUUGCGGUCCGAGGUAUGAUCUUCAGGUUUUGGUUUUAAUUUGGAGUUCCAACUUUUGGAUCCAGUAGAGAGUACUCAGACAUGUGAAUGUGCAUUGGGAUUAUGCGAACAAGUCCGUUUCACGCAACAGAUCCCCCCCCCUCCCCCACAUUUUUUUUUUCUUUUUUAAACAUAACCAAACUGUGUUUGCUUCUUUCAUCUAAAAUCAUCCCAUUGAUCAAAUCGGAUCUGAACAAAAAUGGCUUGAAGUUGGAAUUGGAUCUGUCCCAUGUAAAGCUUGCCCAUAACAGUCCGCCUAAUCAGGCUCGUGAUGCUUUGGGUUAAUCAAAAUGCAGCCUCCGCUAUCGUCUGCGAAGCAUCACGCAUCAUCCCGAUUGGUAAACAUCUUUCUGAUCCUGUCAUCUAUGAUCAUCGUCUAUCUGCUUGUAUCGAUGUUUGUAGUCUUCACUUCCAAGAACGUGCUUGUAUAUUUUUCCGAGCAAGAGCCGUCUGGCCAGACUUCUCUCGAUCAUGUUGUUUUCGGGAUCGUUUCGAGCCGAAAUUCGUGGCCAGACAGCAAGGAAUUCGUCAAGCUCUGGUGGCGGCCUCAGCAAAUGGGGGGCUGCGUGUUCCUCGAAAGCUUUCCGCUUGAUUGGGAUUUAUACAACGAUACAGAUUCUCUUCCUCCAUUGUGCAUUUCUGGGGACACUUCUCGGUUCCGGUACAGUCACCGCGGCGGGUCCCAGUGGGCUAUACGAGCUGCCCGGGCGGUGUCGGAAAUCAUGGCGUUGAACCGCUCCAAUGCUCAGUGGUAUGUCUUCGGGGAUGAAGACACGAUCUUCUUCCCAAACAACCUGGUGAAGACACUCUCCAAGUAUGACCACAGGCUAUGGUACUAUAUAGGAGCUAGCUCAGAGAAUUUCGAACAGAACCGAGCCUUCGGAUUUGGGAUGGCCUUUGGUGGGGCUGGUUUCGCCGUCAGCUCUUCCCUUGCAGGGGUUCUGGCCAAAGUGCUAGACUCAUGCUUGGAGCGUUAUCCUCAUCUUUACGGAGGUGAUUCUAGAGUUUACUCUUGCAUCGCAGAGCUAGGAAUCGGAAUGACACAUGAGCCGGGAUUCCAUCAGUUUGAUGUUCGAGGUGAUGCAUUCGGUUUAUUAGCAGCGCACCCGGUAACCCCCUUGGUAUCCAUCCACAACCUACCGGCCAUCGAUCCGAUCUUUCCCAACAAGACAACCGCAGAAGCCUUGGAACACUUCUUCAAAGCUGUGGAAGCUGAUCCCGAGAGGAUUUUGCAGCAAACCAUCUGCUAUGACCGAUGGUUUUCCUGGACGAUCUCGGUUUCCUGGGGAUACGCAGUUCAGGUCUUUCCAAGGCACCUGUUUUUGCCCGAUGCGACCCAAGUCCAAGAGACCUUCAAGCCCUGGAAGGGAGGGAACGUAUUUGGGGAAUCAUACACAUUGGACACGCGAAAGCUUCAUCCUGACCCCUGUGGAAGAUCCACAAUUUUCUUCUUUGAUCAAGUCUAUGCGGACCAUGAUGGGAUUAAGAGCACUUAUAAGAAAUCUCCCGAUAACUGCCCAUAUGACGCGACUUCACCUAAGUACGUCGAGGAGAUCCGAGUUUACUCUGACAAGCUAGACCUUAGUGUCCAACAGUUGCAGGCCCCAAGGAGGCAUUGCUGUGACUUAUUACCUUCCUCUAACAAUAAGGUGUUCGACAUUGCAAUCAGGCAGUGCAAAGAAGAAGAAUUAAUGUACAUGCACCUGUAGCAGUGUGUCGAGAGAUUUCCGAUGAACAAAUACUAUAUCAGUCCAUAUUGUAUACAAGAUAAGGUUGAUUUCUUUUAUUCAUA